UGGGGAUUUGCCUUUCCACGGGAUUCACCUCUAGCAAUAGACAUGUCAACUGCCAUUUUAAAACUGUCGGAGAACGGAGACCUUCAGAGAAUCCAUGAUAAAUGGCUUAUGAGAAGUGCAUGCACUAAACAAGGCACAAAGUUUGAAGUGGAUCGCCUUCAGCUUAAGAGCUUCUGGGGCCUUUUUGCCAUAUGUGGGACUGCUUGCUUGCUUGCUCUCAUUGUAUAUUUGUUUCUGAUGAUGCGCCAGUUCAGCAGGCACUAUCCAGAGGAACUUAAGCCUCCUGGUUCAAGCUCAGGGUCUAAACGUCUUCGAACAUUUCUUAGUUUUGCUGAUGAAAAGGUAGAGGAUGUUAAAAGCCGCUCCAAGAGAAGGCAAAUGGAGAAGAACUCAAACAGAAGUGUAGCUACUGAAGAUGAAUCAAUCGACAGUUACAAGAGAAGACAUUUGGAUUUAUCAUCUUCAAAUAAGAGUCUUGAUAGUUGCAAUGAAACCUAAAUAUAUCCACCUUCUGUACCUACUUUUACACAAUUACAUAUUCUUAAUAGACUUCCAAUUCAUUUCCUUCUAGCUAUUAUCAUAGAAGGAAACUGUCGUAUUCCCAUCAAACCAGGGGACUACCACCAGGUUCAGAUCUCUAUAUAUCACCCAAAUUUGAAUUUGAAUUCAAAAUAAACUUCAAUCAAUUUAGAAUAUCAAACAUAUAUUUUUCUCUUUA
This is a messenger RNA of Corylus avellana, 718 nucleotides long. NCBI's taxonomy places the organism in Eukaryota, Viridiplantae, Streptophyta, Magnoliopsida, Fagales, Betulaceae. The record is from RefSeq and is a predicted model, not a curated record.